Colletotrichum paranaense is the source of this 132-nucleotide messenger RNA. RefSeq lists its product as uncharacterized. The transcript has a single exon. Bases 1 to 132 code for a protein of 43 amino acids. The record is from RefSeq and is a predicted model, not a curated record. NCBI's taxonomy places the organism in Eukaryota, Fungi, Ascomycota, Sordariomycetes, Glomerellales, Glomerellaceae.
AUGGUUGUACAUGAGUCGCGGGAAACAGAGGCAGUUGAAACUCCCGACGAUCGCAUCGCGAUAAACGCGAAGGUGCUGUCUACAGAGUCAAGGGUUUCACCGAACUCUGAAUGUCACGGAUCGGGGAAAUAA